AUGGACGUGUAAGUCCCGAGCUCCCUGCCGCCUAGCUACCAUUAGCCGUCUACCGACCACCAGCCUGCCUAAAUGGGGCGUACAAAAUGGCAAGAGACCCAGCAUACCCCCAGGGCACCUCCACCGGCACCGCCGUCAGGACCGAUGGACGGGUUCCUGCAAACCCCGCUGGGACCGAGCCGCGAGGCACACGGCUCCAAGAUGGCGCCCGUCUCCCCAGCCUCCUCCUGCUCGGAACCCGACCAGCCUACUCUGGCUGAUAUAGGAGCUGAGAUCAGACGAUUGGCGGCCAAUAUGGUCACCAAAGCCGACCUGCAGUCCCUCACAGCCACCCUCACGACCUCCCUCACGUCGGCAGUCUCAGCACUGCGAACAGAUAUGGAGGCACAAGAUGGACGCAUCCAAAUGCUGGAAACACAGGCCCUAGAAUCACAACGCCGUGCAACUGCUGCUGACACAGCCUUGACAAGGCAGGGCAACAUGCUGCUGGCCCAGCGCAGACAAAUAGAGGACCUAGAUAACCGGAGCCGCCGCUCAAACAUCCGGGUAAGAGGGGUACCAGAGGGUGAGGGGCAAGAAAAUGUAGAAGAGCUACUCACCGCGCUCUUCCUCCAAAUCCUGGGACCUGA
Messenger RNA from Pelobates cultripes (western spadefoot toad), 629 nucleotides. The record is from the annotation of a GenBank genome assembly. NCBI's taxonomy places the organism in Eukaryota, Metazoa, Chordata, Amphibia, Anura, Pelobatidae.